AUGGAUGGACUGAUGAGGAUGGAGAGACAGAAGUUUCCUUUCACUAUUGAAAACAUACUGAGCAAAUAUCCUAACAGUAAUGGAGACAGACGGCCGCGUGGAGCAAGUGGUGCUGGACUAAAAGAGAAGGCAGUGAGUCCUGCUGGAGGCCAGACAGAGGCUGUUCAUCACGCCUGCCUGUGCUGCUGCUACUGCUCCCACUGUGGAGACAUAUAUCAGCCUGAUUUCAUUCAUGAAGAUCUCCUCCCUGCAGCCUGUCAGUACGGAUGGCCCCCGGCUAUGCUCACAGACCCAUGCAGGCUGGGAGACGCUCACAGGGAGGAGCAGUCACCCGGUCAGGUGCAGAGGCGAACCAGACGUCACCGCACUAUUUUCACAGAGGAGCAGCUGGAUGCACUGGAGGAGCUGUUCCUGCAGAACCAGUAUCCAGAUGUGACCACAAGGGAGAAACUAGCACAGCGUACUCACUUAAGGGAAGAAAGAGUCGAGGUUUGGUUUAAAAACCGAAGAGCAAAAUGGAGGCGUCAGAAAAGACUUUCAUUUGGGGUGGGAAACACAGAAAACUGAAUUUUGGACUGUAUAUAUGGACGACUACACUGAAAAAGAAGACAGCUGUGAAUGUGUGUGAGCUUGAGUUACAUCAAUAAAAGGAUUUUUUUAAAAUGCCAAUGUUAUUAAAUGUAAUAGUCAGACAUUUUUGUCAGUCAAAUCAUGUUACGGUAGACAGUUUUGUAGCCUAUUUGUGAAUGUGAUUGUUUGAGUGCAUGAUUAAGGACUUGCAGUAUAUGCUAAUACUAAUCCUGAAUAUCAAAUUUUGAAUCUGUGACUGGAUUGUUUGCACUGCUGUGAUAAAAAGUGUCCUUGAGAACAAAUAAAG
Molecule: messenger RNA, 877 nt
Organism: Epinephelus fuscoguttatus (brown-marbled grouper)
Lineage: Eukaryota; Metazoa; Chordata; Actinopteri; Perciformes; Serranidae
Product: homeobox protein goosecoid-2
Exons: 3
Coding region: 1-567 (188 amino acids)
Biological process (GO): regulation of transcription by RNA polymerase II
Cellular component (GO): nucleus
Molecular function (GO): RNA polymerase II cis-regulatory region sequence-specific DNA binding; DNA-binding transcription factor activity, RNA polymerase II-specific
Source: RefSeq, a predicted model, not a curated record